This is a messenger RNA of Micromonas commoda, 3726 nucleotides long. RefSeq names its product sulfate permease family. The record is from RefSeq and is a predicted model, not a curated record. The transcript has a single exon. Gene Ontology annotation, cellular component: membrane. The coding region runs from base 1 to 3726 and encodes 1241 amino acids. NCBI's taxonomy places the organism in Eukaryota, Viridiplantae, Chlorophyta, Mamiellophyceae, Mamiellales, Mamiellaceae.
AUGUCGACGGCGCCGAGCCUCGCGGGUGCGCGGGGCGUCGCGGCGCCUCGUCGUGAGCCUCCCCGCGCGAGGAUCGCAUCCACCGGCGCGAUCGGUCGUCGGCCGAAGAGGGGAGGCAUCGCGCGCGCGUCUCUUUCGGCACCUCCGGGGAACCGACGAGGCUCGGAGAGGUCGCGCGGAGCGGGGAGAGAGAUCGCCGCCGCCUCCGGCCGCGACUCCGGGCGCGGCGAUGGAUCCGGCGAGACGCACGUCGGCGUCGGCGGCGUCGCGUGUAUCGCGGCGCGGUCGUCGCGGUCGCGCAAGGUGAGGGCUCGCAUCGUUCGCCCGCCCCGCGCGGUCGGAGAACCCUCGUCGAAUACGAAACCCGUCCAGCAGCAGGACGACACCUCGCUGCCGUUCAUGCCCCCCGCGCUCGGCGACGCCGCGCAGGCGAUUGGCAUCGGCGCGACCGUCGCUUUCGGCGGCCUGGUCUUCGCCAUCUCCUUCGCCACGCUCGUCUUCUCCGGGCCGGACGCCCCCGAGGGCGCCAUCGCCGCCGGCACCGGCUUCAUCAUGUUCAGCGGACUCGCGGGCGCGUGCGUCGUCGCGGCAAGAUCCACCCUCCCAGCCAUCGCCGAGGUCCAAGACGGCCCGUCCGCCAUCUUCGCCAUCAUGGCCGCCGCCAUCUACGCCACGGAAGGCAUCGACGAGUCCGAGAAGCUCCCCACGGUCGAGGCCGCCAUCGCGCUCACGUCCGUGGGCACCGGCGUCGUCAUGUCCGUCCUCGGCGCCGCCAAGCUGGGAAACAUCGUGCGACUGCUGCCGUCGCCCGUGUCCGGAGGGUUCCUCGCCGGCACCGGCUGGGUCCUCACCGCGGGGGCGAUCAAGGUGCUGACCGGCACCGCGUUCGAACCCGCGAACGUGCUCGAUGCGGCGCACUCCCCGCAGUUGUUCACGGUGGUGCUCCCGGGCGCGGCGCUCGGCGCGGCCAUCGCCGUCGGCAACCGACUCAUCGGGAAAUUCUGGGUGGUGCCCAGCUUCCUCCUGGGCGGAUGCCUCGCGUACUUCGGGGCGCUCGAGUUCGCGCUCGGGAUGUCCCCGGACGACGCCCUACGUGCGGGGUUGCUGCUGGGUCCGUUCGAUCUCGCGGGCGCCGGGUACGUGCCGUUCGUGUUUGACGCCGACGCGUUGGCGAAGGUUCGGUGGGACGUGGUCGGGGAUCAGUUCCCGCGGAUGCUGACGACGUUCGGGCUGUCCACGCUCGGUCUGCUGCUGAUAACCUCGGCGGUGGAGGUGAGCACGUCUCGGGAAGGGGACGCCAACAAGGAGCUCAAGGCGGUGGGCGUCGCCAACGUGUUGGGGGGACUGGGCGGCGGGCUCAUCUCGUAUCACUCGUUAUCCGCGACGCAGAUUGCGCACAGCAUGGGCUCCCGAUCGAGGCUACCCGGCCUCGUGUGCGCCGCCGCGUACGGAGCCGCGCUCGUCGUCGGCCCCGCGCCGUUGGCGUACGUCCCCACGUUCUUAGUCGGCGGGCUGCUGCUGUUCAUCGGUUUAACCUUUCUGUACGAGUGGAUCGUGGAGGGUUACGAUAACCUGCCCAGGAGCGAAUACGCGGUGGUGGUUCUCAUCGUGGUGACCGUCGCGUCGCAGGGGUACCUGGCGGGCGUUGUCGCCGGCAUCUUGGGCGCCGCGGUCGUGUUCGUCAGCGACUACUCGAGGGUGCCGAUCGUGCGGGCCAGGCUGCAGGUGGGCGGCCGCGGCGGCAUCCGGAGCUCGGCAGCGAGGACGCGCGCCGAGGUGGAGGUCAUCGUGCGACUGGGCGGCGGCGUCUACGGCGCCAAGCUCCAGGGGUACCUGUUCUUCGCCACGGCGUACCGGUUGCUCGAGGAGAUUCGGGCGCGGCACGAGCGGUGUAAGGCGGACGGCGCGCCGCUGACGUACGUCGUCCUCGAUUUUCUCAACGUGGUCGGCGUGGACGGCUCGGCGAUUUCCGUCUUUGAGAAGCUACGCCGGUUUUGCGCGAGGGAGAAGAUCACGCUCGUGCUCUCCGACGUGGACCGGGCGGAGCUUCGCAGGGUCGUGGCGAUCACGCUGUUCGGCGAGGACCGACCCACGUUCGCGUUCGUCGAUCGCGUCGACGCGUCGGAGCAGAGCAAGCAGAUCUUCCGGGUGCCGCGGCUGGAGAAUUUGUACGACGAGGUGGACGGGCAGUACGCCGGCGAGGUGCUGGCGACGUGCGAGACGGGCGGCGUCGUGCAGGCGAGAGACCUGGACGCCGCGCUGCGGUUCGUAGAGAACUCCAUGAUCGCGCGGAAGGAGGAGCUGAGCGACUGGGGCCGUAGGUCCCUAGGCAGCCCCGGAGCUUCGACGGAUGACCCGGAGACAAACCCGGAUGAAAAAGACGCAUCCGGUCGCUUUGGGGUCCGCGCGAGCUCGUUCGACGACGCGCUCUUCGACACGGACGCCGACGAAGGGUCGGGCACGUCGUGGACGUCGUUCCAGGGGAUGGUCAACGCCGUCUGCGGCGGGGAUCCCUCGCUGGAGACGACGUUCAGGGACGCGUGGAGGCCAGUAAAGUUUCGCGCCGGAGACGUCGUGUGCGAACGCGGGGAAAUCGCCGAUAGGAUAUUUUGGGUGGAGGACGCCACCCUGCGGGUCGACAUGGCGCGCGGGAAGAUGAGCGAGCUGGUCAACACGAUGGACGAGUCACUCGACGACAUCGACCGCGUCGGGUUCGGGGGUUCGGGGGACGACGACGACGACGCGGGCGCGGGGGGCGGAGAGACGUUCGGCGAGCGGGUGUUUUCCGCCGGCCGGGGCUCAUCAAAGGUCCUGUACCGGUUCGGGGAUACCGGCGGGAACGGCGACGACGGCGUGGUCAUCGAGACGCUCGACGACCCUUCCACCCCGGCGACGGGCUCCCCGGGGGGCAAGGACCGGGACGGAGGCGGCAAGGACCGGAGGAUGGGUCCCAAUCGGGUGAAGGACGUCGCCGUGAAGACUGGCGCCGCCGCGGGAGCCGGCGGGUUACUCGCGUCGGCGGCGGCGACAGCGGUGAACAUGUCGACCGCCGCCAAGGCUGCGACGGCGGCGGCGGCGGCGGCGUCCGCCGCGGGCGCCGCCAUGACCGGAGUCGACCCCGGCACCGUCGUCGCCGCCGCCGGCGCGGCUGCGGAGGCGACCCAGCUCGCCGGGUCCGUGGCGCAGACAUCCGCCGCCGCCGCCCCAACCGUCGCGUCCUCCGCCGCCAACGUCGCCGCGGCCGCUUCCACCGCCAUCAACGCGGCGGCGGCGGCGGCUGGCGGCGCCGGGAUCGGCGGCGCCAUCGGCGGGCUCUCCUCUGCGGUUCUCAGGUCCUCGGACAAGGACGACGACGACGACGGCGGCGGCGGCAGAGCCGGGUCGGGCUCGGUCGACGAGGGGUCCUCGGGCUCGGUCGACCUCGAGGACGACGCCCUCAACGCCGCGGGCGAGGAGGCGCCCACGAGCCGCGGGUUUGGCAUGUCCGUGACGAGGGAUUUCAUCGGCGCGGUGGGUUUCUACCGCAGGGGCGGGGUCGGGCAGGUGAGGUUCGGUCGGAUCGUGGUGGAGAGUGGCGGGACCGGGUACGUGCUGGACGAGGAGACGAUGGAACGAUUGGAGCGGGAGAGCCCCGCGCUGGCGAUGCGUCUGCACAAGGUGAUGGCCGGGACGCUGGCGAACCAGGUCGUCUCUCGCAACAAACUCAUCACCCAGUACGUACGCUAA